Molecule: messenger RNA, 4347 nt
Organism: Truncatella angustata
Lineage: Eukaryota; Fungi; Ascomycota; Sordariomycetes; Amphisphaeriales; Sporocadaceae
Product: P-loop containing nucleoside triphosphate hydrolase protein
Exons: 10
Coding region: 1-4347 (1448 amino acids)
Biological process (GO): transmembrane transport
Cellular component (GO): membrane
Molecular function (GO): ATP hydrolysis activity; ATP binding; ABC-type transporter activity
Source: RefSeq, a predicted model, not a curated record
AUGGACUUACAUGGUUUGAACGUAUCCUACAAACGCGACACUUCCGACAUCGCGUUCGGCCCGCUGAGGGGUGAUGUGUUCGACUUCACGCUGCUGUUCGAGCAGAGCAUUCUCGGCAUCCUCCCCUCUGCCUUGUUCAUCUUGGUUUCCAUAGCCCGGGCGACAUGGCUGUGGCAGAGGGAGACCUGUGUGCCAGCCACAACGUUGAUUUGUUUCCACAGUGCCCUCGUUGCGCUCUGGGCGCUUCCGGGAACAGUUGGAACGCAGGUGUCACUCGCUGGCUCUGUCCUGGAUCUCAUCGGAUCGUUGGCCAUUGCCGUGCUGCUGUACACAGAACAUCGUCGAUCUAUCAGUCCGUCGACUCUCUUAGUCAGCUAUCUCGCCCUCUCCAUCUUGCUCGACCUCGCCCAGACCAGGACACUGUUCCUGCGAUCCCCAGACAGUGGCCCAAUACGGGCCUUAUUUACCGCCUCAUUGGCAACGAAGCUGGCCCUUCUGUGUCUUGAAGAGCUGCAGAAGCGCCCCUUGGUGACCGACAAGACCAAGAACCUCGCAUUGGAGGUAAUUAGUGGCCCCAUCAAUCGGUCGGUCUUCUGGUGGCUGAAUCAGCUGUUUUUGAAAGGCUUCAAAGGUUUGCUCCAGGUCGGAGACUUGGGCAGUAUUGACCAAAAGUUUGAAUCAGCUAAGCUCUUAUCAAAACUUGACGGUGUCUGGCAGGCAAGCGACAGAAGCGGGAAACAUGUCCUCAUCAUUGCGACUCUUUCUGCCUUCAAGGUCGCCUUCCUCGCUCCAGUUAUCCCUCGUCUUUGUCUCGCUGGCUUCGGCUUUGCCCAGCCUUUUUUAAUUAACCGAGUUGUGAGCUCUGUCGGCGAUAGCGAUAGCGAUCAACGGAAUGCUGGUGGAAUUGCCGUUGGAUUGAUUGGUGCUACAUGUCUGGUCUACCUAGGGCUUGCCAUAUCACGAGGUAUCUACAACCAUCUCAUAUUUCAACUAAUAACGAUACUUCGAGGAAGCCUCGUCUCCUUGAUCUUCAAGAAGACUAUCGAUCUUGAUACUAUAUCCGCAAAAGAGGGCGCCGCAGUUACUUUGAUGAGUACCGAUGUUGACGGCAUUGCGACUGGUAUUCAGGAGAUGCAUGAGAUUUGGGCAAGCGUUGUCGAGCUCGCAGUUGCCGUCUACCUGCUGGAAAGACAGAUUGGGCCUGCCUGCUUCCUUGUUGUAGUUCCAGCUGUUGCGUCUAGCGUUGCCACGAACUACGCUACCGAUGGCAUUGGCCCAGCUCGAGGAAUGUGGAACCAAGCCGUACAGGAGCGAGUCUCUAUCACCUCAUCAAUGCUGUCGCAGAUCAAGGGGCUGAAGAUGAUGGGGCUAACCGACUACAUUGCUAAAUUGAUCCAAAGCCUUCGGGCCAGCGAGCUCGAGCUGUCGAAAAAGUUUAGAGCUUUUAUCAUACGGAUCGUCAUGAUAGCCAAUUUCUCGGACCAAAUGACCCCAGCAGUUGUAAUAACGUCAGCUGUAUUUUGGACAAGAUCUGGGCCCGAUGCAUUCACGGUUUCCGAGGCGUUCACCGCUCUAUCCAUCGUAGCGCUUGUCGCAUCCCCCAUGGCCAACCUUAUGGGAUCAAUUCCGAACUUCAAGGCAUCUGUUGCUUGCUUUAGUCGGAUCCAGGCCUUCUUGGUGUCGGAGGGCUACGAAGAUACAAGGAUCUACACUAUUGGUAGAAACCCAUUCUCGUCCUCAAGCGAGAUCGAUCAAAAUGUUAUCUCACCACAAAGGCAAGAACAAUUAGAUAUUGAGCUCACCUCGGUUCGAAAUCCAUCCUCCACUCAGCUCGUCCUGGAACAUGCCAGUUUCACGUUGAAGGGCCAGACAGAGCCUGUGCUUCAGGAUAUCACUGUAUCGCUCCAAAGGUCUAGCUGUACAAUGCUCGCUGGCCCUGUGGGCUGCGGCAAGUCUUCCCUUCUUAGAGGUAUCCUGGGUGAGAUACCCCUCUCUAGCGGGACGGUUAGGGUCGAGGACGUCGGCGCAUCGAUAGCGUACUGUGACCAAACUGCUUGGCUCCGGAACAUCUCCGUCCGUGAUAAUAUUAUUGGCCAGGGACAGUUUGAUGAGAGGUGGUAUGCCUCCGUGUGUCACGCCUGCGCACUCAACGCCGACAUCUCUCAGUUUCCUCUAGGCGAUAAAAGUUUGGUUGGGAGUAAGGGUAUCACUCUUAGUGGUGGACAGAAACAGCGAGUAGCCAUCGCUCGCGCAUUAUAUUCGCGGAGGACGAUUGUGUUGCUCGAUGACGUCUUCAGUGCCCUCGAUACUGUUACGUCUCGAGUUGUCUUCAACCGCAUCCUCGGAGCGGAUGGACUCCUGCGAAAGCAGGGCGCAACAGUGCUCCUAGCGACAAACGCAGUUCACCAACUCCCUUCCGCAGACAAUAUUAUCGUGCUAAGCACACCCGGUCGCAUCGCGCAGACCGGGAGCUUUGCCGACCUGCAGGCCCAAGACGGCUACGUGAAAAGCCUCGCGCUAGAAGCCUGUUUCAGCCAUGAGGAUGACGAUGCGAGAGAGGGGGAUACCAACACAUCCGCUGAUCCGCCCCUUGUAACAGCUGCUGAGGAGGAUGAGAGUGACUUGGCACGACAGACGGGUGAUCGCUCGUUAUACAAAUUCUAUCUGAAGUCCGUCGGUUUACCCCGAUCAAUUGGGUUUCUACUUCUUGCAAUUGGCUAUGUCACCGUGGGAAGAAUGCCAACUAUUUGGGUACGCAUAUGGACCGAGCAUGGCACGGACCAGGAUCGUGGCGCCUACUUCGGCGGCUACAUUUCCUUCUCUAUAUCAACCAUUAUUCUCUCUGGUGUUAUAAUCUGGUUCACCAUGUUUUUGGUUAUUCCAAAAUCAGCUAAAUAUCUUCACUGGCUCCUAUUAGACGCAGUUGUUAAAGCGCCGCUGUGGUACUUUACUACUACGGACAGUGGUGUCAUCCUGAACCGCUUUAGCCAAGACAUGACGCUAAUCGACCAGGCACUCCCGAUGGCUUUCUUUACCACGGCUACAGACUCGCUCGCUCUUAUCGCCAAUGCUGCCAUAAUUGCGUCGGGCGCACAAUACGUUGCUACGGUAAUUCCAUUGUGUAUCGCACCGAUGUACUUCUUACAGAAGUUUUACCUUCGCACAUCGCGUCAGCUCCGACAUCUCGAUCUCGAGUCCAAGUCGCCGCUAUAUACACACUUCACUGAGACACUUAGUGGCGUGGCAACUAUUCGAGCAUUCGGCUGGCAGCAAGGCUUUCAGGAAGAGAAUUUUCGGUUCCUCGACCAGUCCCAAAAGCCUUAUUAUCUCCUGUUCUGCAUCCAACGAUGGUUGAACGUGGUAAUGGACUUGUUCGUUACAGGCAUCGCUAUAGUUCUGGUGAGCUUUGCUGUUGAGUUUACGAGUAUAACAUCCCGCGGCGCGAUCGGCCUUUCUAUGGUGACCCUUAUUGGGUUUAACAAUAGUCUCUCAAGGAUGAUAAAUUCAUGGACGAAUAUGGAAACAUCCCUUGGCGCCAUCGCUCGAUUGCGUGACUUUGUACGAGAUACUCCCCAGGAGGACUCAAUAGCACAAUCUUUAGAGCCGCCGAAAUCGUGGCCCUCGACUGGUGCCAUUAAGAUUAAUGGCCUCAAUUCUACUUACCACUCAAGAGAUGAGACGAUACUUCAUGACAUAUCGCUCGAGAUUCAGCCAGGCCAAAAGGUAGGAAUCUGCGGACGUACAGGAAGCGGUAAGAGUUCGCUGCUACUAAGCCUCCUUAAACUUCUGGAAACCCAGUCCGGGUCCAUUACAAUCGACGGACUCGAUCUCGCGUCGGUACCGAGUGCAGUGCCUCGAACCCACAUCGCAGCCCUACCCCAGGAUUCCGUCACGCUGCCUGGCUCCGUCCGUACGAACCUCGAUCCUUUGGAGACGGUUGUUGGUGACGAGAUUCUUAUCGAUGCACUGUCUCGAACUGGCGUGUGGGAAACCAUCAGUAGCCGCGGUGGUCUCAAUGUAAACUUCGAGAGCCUCGGACUAUCUCACGGGCAGCAGCAGCUCUUUUGCCUAGCUCGGGCCCUACUAAGCAAAAGCCCUGUUGUGCUUCUUGACGAAGCCACUAGUAGCGUUGACCACCAUUCGGAUGAACAAGCGCAAAAGGUACUGCGGGAGGCAUUCAAAGAGAAAACCAUGUUGGUAGUAGCGCACAGGCUGGAGACGAUCGGGGACCUGGAUCUCGUUGUGCUCAUGGAAAAGGGACGGAUCGUAGAGUUGGGUGACCCUCGUGAACUGAAGAGCAAGCCUAACUCACUUUUCCGGACGCUUUGGGAAAGCCGACACGGUUGA